Messenger RNA from Eublepharis macularius, 1056 nucleotides. Its product is annotated as rano class II histocompatibility antigen, A beta chain-like. The coding region runs from base 1 to 1056 and encodes 351 amino acids. Gene Ontology annotation, molecular function: MHC class II protein complex binding. The transcript is spliced from 6 exons. Gene Ontology annotation, biological process: peptide antigen assembly with MHC class II protein complex; positive regulation of T cell activation; immunoglobulin production involved in immunoglobulin-mediated immune response. Gene Ontology annotation, cellular component: MHC class II protein complex; membrane. NCBI's taxonomy places the organism in Eukaryota, Metazoa, Chordata, Lepidosauria, Squamata, Eublepharidae. The record is from RefSeq and is a predicted model, not a curated record.
AUGGAGCCAGGCCUGGUCCUGCCAGUGACUCUCCUCCUGAUCGUGCAUCUGGGUCCCUCCCUUGGCCAUGGAACAGAAGGAAGAUUUCAGCCCCCUGCCGCCCACUUCCUGGCCCAGGCCAAGUGCGAGUGCCGCUUCGCGCACGGGGCGGCGGGCGAGCUGCGCUACCUGGAGAGGCACAUCUACGACCGGCAGGAGUUCGUGCGCUUCGACAGCCGCCGGGGCAGGUACGAGGCCGUGGCGGAGCUGGGCGAGGACUGGGCUGCCUACUGGAACAGCCAGCCCGAGAUCCUCCAGAACACGCGCGGCGCGGCGCAGCGCUUCUGCCGCCACAACCACGAGGCCUGGGCGCUGCUCAUCGCCAUGCAGGGUCAGCCCACAGUGAAGAUCUCCUUCACCAAGGCAGAGCCCCUGUCCCACCACAGCCUCCUGAUAUGCACUGCGACGGGCUAUUAUCCCUCAGAGAUUAAUUUCAAGUGGCUGAAGAACGGACAGGAGCAGACGGAGGGGUUGGGAUACUCGGAUGAGCUCCAGAACGGGGACUGGACCUUCAUGAACCAGGUGAUGCUGGAGACGGUGGCCGAGCGGGGAGAUGUGUACACCUGCCAGGUGGAGCACAGCAGCCGGGAGGAGCCCAUCACCGUGCAGUGGGAGCCACGGAGAUUGGACUCUGCCAAGAGCAAAGUGUGGACGGGGGCCGUGGGAGGCCUGCUGGGGGCAAUCUUUGUGGCUGUGGGACUCUACCUGAAGAAGAAAAAAGCCGCCCACGUCCUCGCCCAGUCGAAGGCCGAGUGCCGCUUCGCCAACGGGUCUUCGGGCGAGGUGCGCUACGUCUACCGGCAGCUCUACGACCGGCAGGGCUGCUGCUUCUUCGACAGCCGCCACGGGUUGUACGAGGCCGCUGUGCCGGGCCGAAGUCGAGCGCUUCAACCGCGACCCCCAGGAGCUGGAGCACCGGAGGGCUGGAGCGGAGCGCUUCUGCCGCCGCAACGACGGGGCGUGGGAGCAGAUCCUCACCUGGAAAGGCUUAAAGUGACUUUAACGAUUUCAGACUAA